Molecule: messenger RNA, 1446 nt
Organism: Necator americanus (New World hookworm)
Lineage: Eukaryota; Metazoa; Nematoda; Chromadorea; Rhabditida; Ancylostomatidae
Exons: 12
Coding region: 1-1446 (481 amino acids)
Biological process (GO): carbohydrate metabolic process; GDP-mannose biosynthetic process
Cellular component (GO): cytosol
Molecular function (GO): mannose-6-phosphate isomerase activity; zinc ion binding
Source: RefSeq, a predicted model, not a curated record
AUGCAGCGACUCGAGUGUCAUGUGAAGAAGUAUAAAUGGGGAAAGAAGGGAAGCGAAAGUGAAGUGGCACGACUUUUUGCAGCCGGACACAGGAAUUUUGAGGUGAACGAAGACGAGACUUAUGCGGAGUUAUGGAUGGGCACUCAUCCUGAUGGACCUGCCGUGCUAUCCGACUCCUCCACUCGAUUAUCAUCUUUCAUCGCCAAAAGUCAUUCAGCCAGUUACUUGAGUAAUAACAACUGGAAAGACGACAUUCACCUACCAUUCAUCAUGAAAGUCAUGUCAAUUGCUCGAUCGUUGAGCCUGCAAGUUCAUCCGACAAAGGAACAGGCAGCCCGUCUUCACGAGCGAGACCCAAUUCACUAUCCAGAUCGACAUCACAAACCGGAACUCGCUUAUGCACUUACUCAGUUCGAACUUCUGUGCGGUUUCAGACCAGCAGAGCAAAUCUUAGCAAACAUUGAGGCGUUCCCAUCGUUCCGAACUGUAAUGGGUAUUCAUAACUGCGAUGCACUGAAGUCAGUGGUCAACAAGGAGAGUAAUCCGCGUUCCUUGAAAUGUCGACAAGCACUGGCAGUUUGUUUUGGAGAGAUGAUGGAGAAAGCUCGCAGCCACUCAGAUCUUGUUUGCGAAUACGUGGAUCAGUUAAUGGAUUCCCUCCGUAGCGGAAUACGUGGUUGGCUCAGUGAAGGUACCGUUGCGGUUAUACAGAAGAUGUACGAGGACUUCCCCAGAGACGUUGGCAUCUUUUCGCCGUUGCUUCUGAACCAUAUGAUCCUGAAGCCUGGAGAGUGUUGCUACUACGCAGCUGAGGAAUUGCACGCUUAUCUCAGCGGAGAAUGUGUGGAGUGUGUUGGCUGUUCCAACAAUACCAUCCGAGCUGCAAUGACACCGAAGUUCAUAGACAGAGAAGCCUUAUGUGAAGUGCUGAACUAUCGUAUGACUCCUCCUGAGGAGUACCUCGUCCCUGCGAUUCCUCUGACUGAUUACCCAGGAGUGGAGGAGUAUUCACCGGACUGUAAAGACUUCCAGCUGCAUAGAAUACGGGUGACCCAGAUCGCCCAACAAACAUUUCUACCUGUAUUGGAUUGUGCGUCUAUCAUGGUUAUUGUAGAAGGAUCGGCAGUUCUUGAAGAAGUCGACGGACCGAGUAGCAGUGUAUCUAAGGCUCAAUCCUUCGUCAAUUUAGACACAUUGGAUAGUCGCAAUGUCGGUCGAGGAGAUAUUAUCUAUAUUCCACCAGGGAGGAGGUUAAGAUUUACACGAUGUACUUCGCAUAUAGAGGCAUUCCGCACAUUCAGCUUUGAAAUCGGACCGGAUCAUGAAAACCGGAAGGUGGUGAAGGAGAUUGCUGCUCCUAUUUUCGUAAAGAAGCCUCUAUUCACUAUAGACGAUUACGUGGAAAAGGCGUUUGCAGUGGAAUCCGAAAUGGAUGGUUUCCUGUAA